Colletotrichum higginsianum IMI 349063 is the source of this 687-nucleotide messenger RNA. RefSeq names its product Flavoprotein. Bases 1 to 687 code for a protein of 228 amino acids. Gene Ontology annotation, biological process: coenzyme A biosynthetic process. Gene Ontology annotation, molecular function: phosphopantothenoylcysteine decarboxylase activity; FMN binding. The record is from RefSeq and is a predicted model, not a curated record. The transcript has 3 exons. NCBI's taxonomy places the organism in Eukaryota, Fungi, Ascomycota, Sordariomycetes, Glomerellales, Glomerellaceae. Gene Ontology annotation, cellular component: phosphopantothenoylcysteine decarboxylase complex.
AUGUCUCAAGCCGGACCCGCCAACGACCCGGCGGCCUCCGUAGCGGCCUCCCGGUCGGACGGCAAGAAGCAUCUCCUGAUCGCCUGUAGCGGCUCGGUUGCGACCAUCAAGUUACAAAACAUCAUCCUGGCCCUCGCCCGCCAUGACAUCUCGAUCCGUGUCAUCCUCACGGCCUCCGCGUCUGAGUUCCUCAACGGCUCGACCCUCGAGCAGCCCUCGCUCGCCGCCGUCCGCGCGCUGCCCAACGUCGAGGCGCUCCACCUCGACGCCGACGAGUGGGUGCAGCCGUGGCGGCGCGGCGCGUCGAUCCUGCACAUCGAGCUGCGGCGGUGGGCGGAUCUGAUGCUCAUCGCACCACUCUCGGCGAAUACGCUCGCCAAGAUCGUCAACGGUUUCUCAGACAACCUCCUGACCAGCGUCGUCCGCGCGUGGGACCCCGAGGGACUCAUCGACGGACAGAAGAAGAAGAUUCUAGUGGCCACGGCCAUGAAUUCGGCCAUGCACGUGCACCCCAUCACCGCGAAGCAGGUCAGAGUCCUCGAGGAGGAGUGGCCGUGGUUCGAGGUGCUGAAGCCGGUGGAAAAGACGCUCGCAUGUGGCGACACGGGUAACGGAGCGAUGAUGCCUUGGGAGGGCAUUGUCAAGAUCACGGAAGAGAGGCUGGGACUCGAGGCUGGCGUUCGGUGA